AUGACUGACUACAAGUUCGAGGGCUGGCUUGGCGAGGAUGAGUCUUCGGUCAAGGGUAACAUGAAAUGGGGCGGCUUCGAGCCCAAGAAGUGGGAGGAGGACGAUGUCGACAUUCAGAUCUCUCACUGCGGUGUUUGUGGCUCUGAUCUGCACACCCUCUCUUCUGGAUGGGGACCUACACCUUAUCCUUGCGUUGUUGGCCACGAGAUCGUGGGCAACGCCGUCAAAGUGGGCACCAACGUGAAGGACAUCAAGGUCGGCGACCGCGUCGGUGUAGGCGCUCAAGCGCGAAGCUGUCUGUCCAAGGACUGCCCAGACUGCUCAGCCGGCCUCGAGAACCACUGUGCGCUCGGCGGCGUCAACACAUACGGCUCAAUCUAUCCCAAAGGCGAGGGCAAGUCCUAUGGUGGUUACGCAGACUACAAUCGCACGAAUUCGCACUUCGUGUUCAAGAUCCCGGACGCGCUCCCAUCGGCUGAAGCGGCACCAAUGCUGUGCGGAGGCAUCACUGUCUACUCGCCUCUCAAGAACUAUGGAGCUGGACCAGGCAAGACUGUCGGAAUUGUUGGUGUCGGCGGUCUCGGUCACUUCGGACUGCUGUUCGCCAAGGCUCUGGGUGCCGACCGUGUCAUUGGUAUCUCACGCAAAGCCGACAAGCGAGCGGAUGCUCUGCAGCUCGGUGCCGAUGAAUACAUCGCGACCGAUGAGGACAAGGACUGGGAGACCAAGUACAAGCGCAGCAUCGAUCUGAUCGUCUGCACAGUCAGCUCGGAGAAGAUGCCGCUCACUGGGUACCUUGGUACGCUCAAGACAAAGGGAACGUUCAUUCAGGUCGGCGCACCAGAUGGUGGAAACCUCCCACCGAUCAACGCGUUCACCUUGCUCAGCAACGGGAUCAAAGUAGGCGGAAGCGGUAUUGGAAGCCCUAACGAGAUCGGCGACAUGUUGAAAGUCGCGGCUGAGUGGAAGGUCAAGCCUUGGAUCCAGGAGAGACCUCUGGAUGAGGCGAACCAGGUGGUGCAGGACCUGACGGCGGGCAAAGCAAGAUACCGAUAUGUGCUUUUGAACAAGAAGCAUGCAUAG
Messenger RNA from Fulvia fulva, 1083 nucleotides. RefSeq names its product NADP-dependent alcohol dehydrogenase 7. The record is from RefSeq and is a predicted model, not a curated record. NCBI's taxonomy places the organism in Eukaryota, Fungi, Ascomycota, Dothideomycetes, Mycosphaerellales, Mycosphaerellaceae. The transcript has 4 exons. Gene Ontology annotation, biological process: alcohol metabolic process. Gene Ontology annotation, molecular function: zinc ion binding; alcohol dehydrogenase (NADP+) activity. Bases 1 to 1083 code for a protein of 360 amino acids.